CCUGGCGCGUGUAUCGGUGGACAUCAGUCUCGCUCUCUCUUCACAACUCAACAUGACUCCUAAGGUUUACGUCCUCGUUGCCCUUGCAGCCGUCGUCAUCGCUGACAAUAUCCCUUACACCCCUCCGCGUCCCUCUUACAAUGCUCCUGCACCCUCGGGUCCUGCCCAAUACAACUUUGACUGGUCAGUGAACGACGUGAACUCCGGCAACGACUACGGCCACAACGAAGCUCGUAAUGGAUACGAUACUGAGGGAUCUUAUUACGUUCAGCUUCCCGACGGUAGGCUACAGAGGGUUACCUACACCGUGAACGGCGAUUCCGGUUACGUGGCUCAAGUCGAACAUCAGGGAGAAGCCCAGUACUCAGCCUACCAGCCCUCUCCCAGCUACAGGCCAACCCCUGGCUACGCUUAACCAAAUUAAGGAUUAGGAAUUAGCUCCCCUAAUCUUCUUGUAUGAAUUGUCAUAAAUUAUUACUUUAAUAAAUCAUACUUUAAA
Messenger RNA from Homarus americanus (American lobster), 499 nucleotides. RefSeq names its product pro-resilin-like. The transcript has 3 exons. Gene Ontology annotation, cellular component: extracellular matrix. Bases 53 to 415 code for a protein of 120 amino acids. Lineage: Eukaryota; Metazoa; Arthropoda; Malacostraca; Decapoda; Nephropidae. The record is from RefSeq and is a predicted model, not a curated record.